This is a messenger RNA of Chenopodium quinoa (quinoa), 1720 nucleotides long. RefSeq names its product codeine O-demethylase-like. Lineage: Eukaryota; Viridiplantae; Streptophyta; Magnoliopsida; Caryophyllales; Amaranthaceae. The record is from RefSeq and is a predicted model, not a curated record. The transcript is spliced from 4 exons. Bases 158 to 1183 code for a protein of 341 amino acids.
AAUUUAAGAAACACGGAGCGAGGUAGUAUAUGAUUGCUAAUAUAAAGUCAAUACCUACCUAUGUACAUGAUCUGUGCAAGCUACAUGUCCGAGUUUUGUUGCUGAUAAAUACAGAUAACAAAUAAAACAUUUAGUUAGAGUGAAAGUUGAAGGUGUAAUGGAUGAAUCAAAAAAAGACGAUGUAAUAUCAAAGUUAGUGCAGGAAAUAGGAAAGAAAGGGGAGGAAAUCCCACAAAAAUACAUGAUUAAAAAUGAUGUAAUUUCUCCAGCCAUUGAUGCCUCUACCAAUCUAUGGGAAGAAACUUUGUUGAUCGAUUUCGAUCUUAUUUCCACUGGUUCUUCAUCUGCUCAUCAAGAUGAACUUUCAAAGCUUCAUUCUGCUUUCAAAAAUUGGGGUUGUUUCCAGGUUAUAAACCAUGGGAUGACAAGUUUAUUUCUGGACGAGUUGAUUGACGUUUCAAGGCAGUUUUUUGCACUUCCUUUAGAGGAAAAACUAAUGUACUCGGUUAUGGAAGAUGUUUACAAUGAUAGACUCUUUCUUACAGUUUAUCCCGAGGAUCAACGCAAGCUCCAAUUUUGCCCUCAGAAGCCGCAAAAAUUCAGUGAAAUUCUUCAUGAAUUUUUACUAAAUUUGAGAAUGAUGUUUGAAGUCAUCCUUAAAGCCAUGGCGCGAUCUCUGGAAUUAAGAGAGGACUGCUUCUUAAAAGAUCAUGGUGAACGUGGACUCUUGGAGACAAGAUUUGCAUUCUAUCCACCUUGUUCGCGGCCUGAUAAAGUUUAUGGUGUUCGUCCACACUCAGACAGAUCCUUUGUUUCAAUGGUUUUGCCAGACAAAAAUGUGCCGGAGAGUCUGCAUAUCCUGAAAGAUGAUAAGUGGUUCUAUGUUCCAGUCAUCCCCGGAGCUCUAGUAGUUGUUCUUGGUGAUCUUGCAGAGGCUAUGAGUAAUGGUGUAUUCAAGAGUGUAAUACACAGGGUGAUGACUAAUUUGGAAAGAGAGAGGCAUUCAGUGUCUGCAUUUUAUACUCCAGAACCCGAAGAUGAUGUGGGGCCGAUUAAUGAAUUGAUUAGUGUUAAUCAACCAGAAUUGUAUAAGAAGCUGAGCAUGAAAAUUUACGACCAACUCUUCCUUGAGACUUUUUCUCAGGACAUAAGGGUGCUUGAUGCUCUCAUAAUUAAGCACUAGCAUCAACUUUAGCAUCAUAUCUUACGAGCUGUUUUUCAAUAAAUUUAAUAAGUUUCAACUCCUCGAGUGUAUUUAGUAUUGUGCUUAAUGAACAUCAGAGACCUGGUAGAUUUCUCGAGGUUUCUAAUGAGCCACAUUAGUUUAUUUUAUUAUCGUAAAAAAAAAAAUGCCGUAUGGCUAGUGUCGCUAGAGCUAUCAAAAGUUAACCCGAUUCGAAAUACUGACUCAAACCCGAUUAUUAACCGACCCAUCUGAACCCGAAACAAUGAUGACCCAAAUCCGACCUGAAACAAACCCUAGACCCGAGUUGACCCUAGUAUGUGAGACCCGAACAUGAACUAACCUGGAGAUGACCUGACUCGAAUGUAACCCGUAAAUUAUAGACCUGAACCGAACCCGUCUUGAACCGAAAUUGACCCAAACCUGUUUUAACCCGUCAAAACACGAAUUUAACCCGACCUGAAUUUAACCCAACUUGUUCCUAACCCGAACCGAGGUUUAACCCAACCUGUUACAAACCUAACCUGAAAUCAACCC